UAUUCUCGCUAUACACCAAGUCACUUGGCUCUGUCAUAACCUCACAUGGUCUCUCCUAUCAUUGCUAUGCAGACGACACACAAUUAAUCUUCUCCUUUCCCCCUUCUGAUGACCAGGUGGCGAAUCGCAUCUCUGCAUGUCUGGCAGACAUAUCAGUGUGGAUGACGGAUCACCACCUCAAGCUGAACCUCAGCAAGACGGAGCUCCUCUUCCUCCCGGGGAAGGACUGCCCGUUCCAUGAUCUCGCCAUCACGGUUGACAACUCCAUUGUGUCCUCCUCCCAGAGCGCUAAGAACCUUGGCGUGAUCCUGGACAACACCCUGACGUUCUCAACUAACAUCAAGGCGGUGUCCCGUUCCUGUAGGUUCAUGCUCUACAACAUCCGCAGAGUACGACCCUGCCUCACACAGGAAGCGGCGCAGGUCCUAAUCCAGGCACUUGUCACCUCCCGUCUGGAUUACUGCAACUCGCUGUUGGCUGGGCUCCCUGCCUGUGCCAUUAAACCCCUACAACUCAUCCAGAACGCCGCAGCCCGUCUGGUGUUCAACCUUCCCAAGUUCUCUCACGUCACCCCGCUCCUCCGCUCUCUCCACUGGCUUCCAGUUGAAGCUCGCAUCCGCUACAAGACCAUGGUGCUUGCCUACGGAGCUGUGAGGGGAACGGCACCUCAGUACCUCCAGGCUCUGAUCAGGCCCUACACCCAAACAAGGGCACUGCGUUCAUCCACCUCUGGCCUGCUCGCCUCCCUACCACUGAGGAAGUACAGUUCCCGCUCAGCCCAGUCAAAACUGUUCGCUGCUCUGGCCCCCAAUGGUGGAACAAACUCCCCCACGACGCCAGGACAGCGGAGUCAAUCACCACCUUCCGGAGACACCUGAAACCCCACCUCUUUAAGGAAUACCUAGGAUAGGAUAAAG
Messenger RNA from Oncorhynchus keta (chum salmon), 917 nucleotides. RefSeq lists its product as uncharacterized. The transcript has 2 exons. The record is from RefSeq and is a predicted model, not a curated record. The coding region runs from base 162 to 878 and encodes 238 amino acids. NCBI's taxonomy places the organism in Eukaryota, Metazoa, Chordata, Actinopteri, Salmoniformes, Salmonidae.